UUUCACACCAUUUAGUUGAUUUAUUGACGUGGAAUUCUUUGUUUUUUUUUUUUUUUUUUAUUGAACACAAGGGAAGCAGGUCAAGGGUAAAAACUGUUUCAGAAAAAAUAAUCUUUCUAAAUGUGUCUUCCAAAAAAAAAGCUGUAACGGUUGAUUUUAAUUCUGGUUUAGUUCAGUCUGACUCACAGAAUCUGUUUGAUUUCUGAGCUGCAUGGAUCUUGCUUUCCACCUGUCCUUUUCUCAACUUGGCUUUAUUUUUUUGUUAUUUUCAGUCAUGCAACAUCUGCUGGAAGUGUAAAUUUCGUAGAUAUAAUUGACUAAUUCCCUACCUGUCCUCAUCUUUACGUAUUUACCUUGAUUUUGUUUAUUUUGUCACAACAUAUGCUUGAUGCGUAAAUUUCAUAUAUCAAAUUUCUCAGCUUUCCUUGUCUCUGUUUUCCGUGAUUUUUCUUUACUUUGAGUCCGGCAACGUCUAUUUAGGUAACGAAUUCCACAUAUCUUCCUUCCCACCCGUCCUUUUCUUUAUUUAUCUUAGUUUUCCCUUUAAAACGAGCAACAUGUGUCCAGGCUUGGGGCUCCACACGUCUCCCUCAACACCUGUCCUUUUCUUGAUAUACUGACGCUGAUUUUCUCCAGUUUCAUUCAGUUAACAUCUGCUGAGCGUGUAAGUUUCGUCCUAUUUCCCAUCUAUUUUAUUUUCGUUGAUUUUAGACACCUGUAUAUAUAUGCAUUGAGUUUUGUCUUUUUCUUAAUACACUGACACAAAUUCUCUCUUAGUUUUAGUCAGGCAACAUGUGCUGAACAGGCAAAUUUCACUAUUUUCCAUCCAUUCUUUCCUUAAUAUUUCGACCUCAAUUUUCUUUAGUUUCAGGUUCUGAGCUCCAUAUAUCUCACUACCCACCCGUCCUUGACUUAAUAUAUUGACCGCAUUUUUCAUUUGUUUUACUCAAUUGGAAUAAUUUUGUUUAUUUACUUGUAGAUUCAUUGUUUUCAGGUAAAGAACACCUGUUUAGAUCCUGAAGUCUUUAUCUCUUUCCACCCAUUUGUCCUUUUCUAGAUAUAUUGGCCCUAUUUUUCGCAGGUUUCAAUCUAGCAACAUUUGUGUUUCGAGUCCUUUUCUUAAUGUUCGUUUUCUUUUCAGUGCGGCGCCAUCUGCUGGACGCGAGAGGUGAGCCAGAUCAACGAAUCCACACCGAGACUCGCCCCCAGAGGAAGGAUGGAGAAGAAUAUGAAGUAGCUCCAAGCAGGAGUAAUGUGUGGACAUCGGUGAAGGUGGAGGUGCCGGCAGAGGCCGUGGGUGUGGUUAUUGGCCGUCAGGGAUCCAACAUCAGGCUGAUCCAGGACAGCACCAAUACCAGGAUCAAAUUUUCUGAUGGAGAAGAGAGUGGCAAACGGACAUGUGCCAUCGUUGGACAGCCGGAGAAUGUGAGGCUGGCACGGCAGCUCAUCAUGAAGGCCAUUGAUGAGCAGCCCGUCAUUGAAGUUUCAGAAGUAAAAGUUCCAAAUAUGGCUAUCAGCCGCAUCAUUGGGAGGAAUGGUGGUACAGUUCGCAGCAUUUCUCAUUCCACUGGAGUAAAGAUCACAGUUGUAAAGGAUGAAGAUUUCACAACUUCUCCAUCAUCCUCGGAGGAUAUGAGGCGGAUAAUUCUCAAGGGCAGCAAAGAGCAGAUUGAGGCGGCCAAGAUACAGCUUCUGGAGAAGGUGGCUGAGGCAGAGGAAUACAGGCAAAAAAUAAGUGCAUCUGCCAAUAAAAUGUCUCUACGUUUUCGAGGACGCCAAGGAACACAGGACAGUGAAGCAAGUCAGUCCUCCCUGUGCAGCAAUGGCAGUGUUCACCAGGAGGUCCUGUCAUCCCCAAGCAGUGACAAAUUCAUUGAGGCAUAUGUGUCUGCAGUGAACUCUGCUACUCAUUUCUGGCUGCAGGUUGUGAGUCCCCGGGCCAUUGACCUAGACAAGCUGGUGACAGAAAUGACAGAAUAUUACAGUAAUGAGGAAAACAGAGACCUACAUGAACUAGAAAAGGUCACUGUUGACAGUAUAGUUGCUGCCAAGUUUCCAUAUGAUGAUUCCUGGUACAGAGGGAAAGUGUGCAGCUUUUCACACAAUGAGGAAGAUCCUCAGCAGAGUGAAGUUAAUGUGUAUUAUGUUGACUUUGGUGAUACAGAAACCAUUCAAAUGAACAAUGUGUGUGAGCUACGAACAGAUUUCUUGAAACUCAGUUUUCAAGCCAUUGAGUGUUUUUUGGCAAAUAUUAGUCCUGAAAGUGGCCAGAGUGAGGAGGCCGCCGACACGUUUGAAGAGCUUACUUAUGCCUCCAAGUGGAAGUCUGUCAUGGUGCGAGUGGUGGGCUACCAGCAGCAGGGCACCACUGCCAUUCCAUGCGUCCAGAUUAUUGACACCAAUGGACCAAUGGAUACUGAUGUGGCUGAGGAGCUGGUGAAGAGAGGGCUGGCCUCUUUUGAUAGAGCUUCCCCACAAUCCUAAACUUUUAAAAUGAAAUGGAACAGGAUUACACAUGUGAACGCACCACUCUUCAAAGUUGUUCCAUCUCUGUGUGCUCUUGGUUUAGAACUGGUAAAGGAUUCAAAACCUGGCUGUUGAAAAAUAAAAAGCACAGAACCAUUAUCUUUUGGUGAAAUGUGCUUGUGCUGCUAUGCUGUAUGAAUGGUCAUGUGUUCAUUCAUGUUUGAUGAAGUGUUGUGUUGGUUAAAAACAGAACAGUUACACCUCUCAUGAUAUGGCCUGGCAUUUAAAUAGUUUAUUUUAUAAACCAAUGAAGUGUUGUCUUAAUGCCCCGAGGAUUGUAGGAGAAUGUUUAUGAAUGCCAAAGUUUAUGAAAUGACACGUCCACUGGACAUUAUUUCCCUUUCUCAGAAACCUCGGCCAUCCAUUGGAAAAUAAUUAUUUGUCUUACGUUAAGCAAUUCAGUAUCAGGCUGGGCUUUACUUGUAUAUGUGUGUAGAUGAUCUGCAUUUAGUGGACUCGCACUUUGUUGUUUUGCAAAAAAUAUAUCAAAAUCAAGCAUUUACAUUAUGACUGUUUUCAUUUGUGAUAAACGUUUAAGCCACAAUGUACUACAGAUCAUCCUUAUCUGCAUCCCAUAAAAGGCUGGUGAUCAUACAAAUCUAAUUAUGAUGAAGUGAGGAGUGUUUCCGUGAUGUAUUGUGUAUCGGUUGAAAGAGAUAUCUAGAAUGGUUAGUCGACAUUCACAAGUACAGUAACCAUAGCAAAACUCAAGACCAAUUAGGGAGGAAAGCCAAUCCAAGUUACCCAAAAAAUUUUUCUUUCCCAUUUUGCAUGCCUUUUUUUCGGUAAGGCCUAUAGCGCCUGUAGGCACACUUGAAGAGUGUAUAAGAAGUGCUGUUCAGCUUCCGCCCAUUACUGGCGCAGGCAAUUUUAUUUAUAGUGGUACCCAUAUUGGGGCCCAUAUCACCACCCAAGCUCAUCUUGAGUGUAACCACCUAGAACUUGGGUAUCAUGGUGAUAUGUAGGUAACUUUAAACCACUCGACAAAUGGCAAAGUGUUUUAAGGCUGUACGUGGUGGGAUUCGAACCUACGCGUGGACAUCUGCCUGAUCCCACGCUCACCACCUUAUCCACUAUGCCACCGCCUCCCUACUGACAGUUGAUGUAAUGUAUUGUGUAAAUAGAUACAUACUACAUACAUGGUACACACACACACACACAGGCCUAUCCGAAGAUCGGAAAUAAUGAGCUCUGAGCUCGUUCCAUAGGGUAACGUCUGGCUGUCUCGUCAGAGACUGCGGCAGAUCAAACAGUGAAACACAACCGAAAGGGUCUGGGUUCAAAUCCCGGAAAGCGGCGAGGCAAAUGGGCAAGCCUCUUAAUGUGUAGCCCCUGUUCACCUAGCAGUAAAUAGGUAUGGGAUGUAACUCGAGGGGUUGUGGUCUCACUUUCCCGGUGAGUGAUGUGGUCUCAGUCCUACCUGAAGAUUGGUCUAUGAGCUCUGAGCUCACUCCGUAAUGGGAAAAGGCUGGCUGGGUGACCAGCAGACGUCCAUGGUGAAUUACACACACACAUGAACAGUCUCAUCAAAUGAGAUUGUAGUUUAUGCACCAUGUCUGCCACAACACUUCAUUCUAACACUCCCACCAGCCUUACUUUUUGCAUUAUCAUCAGCCUUGUCUGAAGUGCAUUAGUAAAACCAUAUCACUGUGUAAUGUGCACAGAAAAAUUAUGAGUAUGACAAAAUGUGCACAGACAGCACAAUGUGACUCGACAUCUUUUGUAUUCCAUUUAGUGCUGAUAAUUUAUACUCACACUCUGCCUAGGUGAAGCCCAGUCUGUUGCAGUGACAGGUUCAAGAAAUUUCUAAUUACUAUGCCUUGAACAGUGCAGCUGAUUGUUAUAAGAAUAGUAGCCAAAUGAGCAGUCACUAAUUACUUACCUACCUUUAGUUUAUACAACCCCAGUUUUAGUCUAGAGUUAAAAUUGACAGUGAAGUAGUACAUGUGUUAAUAAUGUGUGACAUCUGUCCUUAUCCCUGCAGUACUUGAUCAACCCACAGCUUGGCUUGAAGUGGCUGAGGGAGUGAUGUGAUGUCCUCUGUUCCAGUGUCAGCUUCUGACAUCAGCCAAAAAUUUUUUUUUAUUAAAGACAAAUUUUGCAUUGUGAGAAAGUAUCUUAUACCACUGAAUAAAGCAAAUGUUGAUUAACUAAAUUGCUGGUGUAAGUACUGUGCCCAAAGUGUUCAAUACUGGAUGAAAAAAUUCAUGAUACUAUCUGUGAACUGUCUGAACAUGGAGUUUGUGGCCAUGUAACCAAGAAAAUCCCUUCCCAGCCAAUUCACGCUAUCUAAAGGCAAUAAUAGACUCAGAAUACUGCGUUAUCUUUGAUGAUAUUUUUUAUUUAUGUGGCCAAAACUGCAUGUCCAAGUAGGCCAUGGGUACCAUCAGGAAUAUCUUAAUCUAGCUUUGCAAGCUUUAGGCCUAAACACAAACAUCAACAAUCCUGUUUUUACCAAUAUUUGGAUUUUGCAGUGCUAUGAUUUGAGAGGUUUUGUCUCAGAAGCUGCUUGUUUUUUACAGUGACCGCAAAAAAAAGUAUACAUCACCGAAUUUUGGUUAGUAAAACAAUACAAUGCAAAAUAGGACUUUUAUUUAAAAAUUUAUCUUAUAAUUAGUAUUUGGACAUAUUCCCCUUGGACUUCAGACCACUCUGGGGAGUUGCCUGGCCAGUCAAGAACAUUUAUAGUUUUUCACCAUGAACUUAUGUGCUGGUGCUAAGUCGUGCAUAAAAUAUUCUGCUUCGUGAAUGCUCCAAAAUGUCAGCAUGUGCUCCUCCAAGACCUCAUUGUAAUUAAUUGCCUGCAUUGUCACAUUCCUAUGAAAAAAGUGGAGUCCAACCAGUGAAUGGGCCCCGACAUCAUAACACUCUCUGGGUGUUUACAUUUUGACAGUGUAGCGAGGGUCAUAAUGGGACACGGUAUUGGGCCUCCUCAUGACCUUGUUGUUGCCCCUGACCAGUCAGAACAUGCUUUCAUUGAUGAAUAUUACUUUCUGCCAGUCAGCCAAUGUCCACUCCUUGUAUUUCUGACAGAAAUCUGGAUGUUGUUUCUUCAUAGCCUCAUUUAGAAGUAGUUUCUUGCCGGCAUUGCAUACUGACAAUUUUAAGUCCUUCUGAAGGCAGUGUUGAAUAGUUUGCACCGAGACGUUCUGCAGGAGAUUGAGGUGUUUCUCUUUCAGGCUGAUGGCUGUAAUUGAAAGGUCUUCCUUAACCUCUCUUGCCAGGACCUUGCCUAUGUGUGGAGACAUCUUCCUUGGUGGUGCCCCAGAGCCUGGUUUUCUGGCUGGUACCACACCAAAAUGGAGGUUCUCUGCUGCAGUUUUUAGCUUGUAAAUGGUCCUCCUUGUUACCUUUAAUUCUGCCACUACAUGUAUGACAGACCAGCCUUCAACUAGGAGGGCAAAGGCCUGGGUUUCUUAAAGGGACAGCUGUGCAUAACCCAAGAUAAUGAAUGUGAGGUGUCUGGUAGCACGUUGAGUUUGGCCGGCAAGUAGCAAACGGGCACUCAGGAGCAGCGUAACAAGACCCUCUCUGUAGAAGCGCUGGAGGCGCACUGAAGCCUGUUGUGGUAAGGAACAAUGAAUAGGGGUGGGCUCUAGCCAACCAAUAUCAUCACUAGCUUCACCCAUUCUGCUGGUGGCGGAAACGCUAAAAACACUACACAUAUAAUCGUGUGUGUACUUUUUUAUUGCAGUGAAAAUGUAUACUUUUUUUCUGCGGCCACUGUACCUUUAUUAUUAUAAAUAUGAAGUCUAUUGCAUUGUAAGUCACAAGUAGAUAUUGUAGCAUUGAUAUCACACUUCACUCCCUCAGUCAGAUGAAGUCGAGGGUUGCCAUCACAUGCUGCAAGGAAGAUGAGUAGGUGCUACUCACCUAUCCAAAUUUACUACCUCCCAAACAGGAUGGUAUGUAUUUCAGCCAAGGCAACUACUUACUUGACUGCUUUUAUACUACUACUACUACUACUAAGUAGUAGUAGUAGUAGUAGUAACAUCCUAGUCACCACUAUCAACUAUGCUUAGUCUACCAUCCUUUCAAUGAACCCAAACAAUCUCACUUCAUUAAUACUCACAGCUUGUAUCUGUUCCCAUGUUUCAUCAUCCAGAAAAGUGGUGCACCACACAUUCAUUUAAUGAUCUUUAGUUGACUUUUGUUUGUCUGGAUUUCUCUGUCAGUACAGCACCACACACACACUGGAAUGCACUGAAUGAUGAAGUUGUUGUAGCACAUAAAUGUGCAUAACUUUGAAGAAAAAUUGGAUAAAUGGAGACAUGGAGACAGGACACUGAGCCCCACUCAAACCCUGUACAGUACUACUAGGUAAAACACACACACACACACACACACACACACACACACACACACACACACACACACACACACACACACACACACACACACACACACACACACAGUUAGGCUCAGCACAGAUAAAGAAAAUCUUGACACCUUUUGGAUCUUGCAAUAGGAAAACCUUAAUAAUUAAGUUAUGGAUCAUUACAAACAAAUUAUUUGUUUUUGUCAAAACUGAUGACAAAUAUAUUUUUUGUUAUUAAAUCAGUAAUUUUGUUUUUAUUUGUGUAUUCCUGGAUCCAUCACUAAACUUUGCUGUAGUACAAUCCAAAAUAUCAUUAGGAAAUCUUUAUGUUCAAUAUGCUUAUUCCACUAGUCAUGUAACUGCUAAGAUAUGGUACAAAAGAAAACUGUAAUCACUUACCCAAACUCUGAUUCAUCAAGCCUAAUGGUGUGUGAGCAGUGUUACCAGUACUGAGCCACGACUCUAGUACAGCUUUGUAGGAUGUUUGACAUUUUAAGCUGGAACAUUGCUAAGUUAUAUGUAUCAAAGAAAAUAAUGUAUUUUGUCUGUACUUAGUAUAUCUAUUAUGUAUUAUGUCAAGAGGUAAACCAUAGAUUGAUAUAUCAGAGUCAGGCAGAGAGGUUACAUGUGCAGGCUGUAGAUGCUAGUUGAAAGUUGUCUGUGUACAUAUUAAUGUAAAUAAGUAUUUUAAUGUUUUCUGUUUGGAUAUAUCUACCAAGAUAUAUUGAACAUCUUUGGAAUAUGUUACUUUUUUUUUUUUUUUUUCUUUCUUCCCAAAGUUAAUAUUAGGAAUUAUAAGCAUCUGAAUAGAAAUUUUAUCAUGUGCUAUUUUCAGCACAAUAGGACUGAACUGUUACUAUAUUUUUUCACUGGCACUUACUUGGUUGGUAUUUCCAUGACGGCUCAUGUCUAAUGUGUCUGUAGUAAGAAUAAAGAUACAGAAGCAAG
Messenger RNA from Portunus trituberculatus (swimming crab), 7792 nucleotides. RefSeq names its product tudor and KH domain-containing protein homolog. Gene Ontology annotation, molecular function: RNA binding. The coding region runs from base 1123 to 2484 and encodes 453 amino acids. The transcript has 11 exons. Gene Ontology annotation, biological process: spermatogenesis. The record is from RefSeq and is a predicted model, not a curated record. NCBI's taxonomy places the organism in Eukaryota, Metazoa, Arthropoda, Malacostraca, Decapoda, Portunidae.